Messenger RNA from Megalops cyprinoides (Indo-Pacific tarpon), 580 nucleotides. Its product is annotated as EKC/KEOPS complex subunit TPRKB-like. Gene Ontology annotation, biological process: tRNA threonylcarbamoyladenosine modification; telomere maintenance via recombination. Gene Ontology annotation, cellular component: nucleus; cytosol; EKC/KEOPS complex. The transcript has a single exon. Lineage: Eukaryota; Metazoa; Chordata; Actinopteri; Elopiformes; Megalopidae. The coding region runs from base 53 to 580 and encodes 175 amino acids. The record is from RefSeq and is a predicted model, not a curated record.
UGCUCGCUGCGUAUGCUCGUUGGACGGCUAGUUGCUGUCACUAGAUUACGGAAUGCAUCUUAUCGAGAACCUUGAAUUGUUUCCCGAAUACGUGGUGACACAGUUACUGUUUAAAGAUGUUAAAAAUGCUGCAGAUUUGAAGAAAAGUGCGAUCGCACAAGAGAUCAGUUGCGCUUUAAUAAACCCGGCGAUGAUCGUUGAUCCAUUCCAAGUUCUUGUGGCCGCAAACAAAGCGCUUCACGUGCAGAAGGUCGGAAAAAUGAAAACGAGGAGCCUUUAUUCUGAAAUCAUAUUUAACCUUUCGCCGACAAAUAACAUAUCAGAGGCGUUCAAAAAAAUUGGACUGUCAGACGGCGACAGCGCAGUUGCGGUGGUUCUGGUUCAUGCAGCGGAAGAGACGCGCAGCGUGGAUGACAUCCUGGCCAAGGUGGACGGGCAGCAGAUCCCAGUAGAUCACAUCUAUAGCCUGACCGACAUGGCUAAGAUUAAAAAACUGUACAAGAUCACGCCUCAGGAGGAACAUUCUGGAACACUGCUAGACGCGGUCAUUUGCAGAAUGGCGACCAAAGACAUUUUAUAA